Messenger RNA from Aspergillus costaricaensis CBS 115574, 1212 nucleotides. Its product is annotated as FAD-dependent oxidoreductase. Bases 1 to 1212 code for a protein of 403 amino acids. The transcript has a single exon. Gene Ontology annotation, molecular function: FAD binding. The record is from RefSeq and is a predicted model, not a curated record. Lineage: Eukaryota; Fungi; Ascomycota; Eurotiomycetes; Eurotiales; Aspergillaceae.
AUGACCAACCGCGUCCUAAUCGCCGGCGGCGGCCUGGGCGGCCUCGCCCUCGCUCAAGGCCUCCGCAAGCACAACAUCCCAUUCACCGUCUUCGAACGAGACGCAAAGCAAGACUUCCGCGCCCAAGGCUACAGACUACGCGUCAUGCAAGAGAACCUCCACACCCUCCUCGUCCCCGAAAUAUGGUCCUUGUUCGAGAAAACCGCUGCCCUGGACGACGGUCUCCCAGGCGUAGGUGUCCGACUCGACGCACUGACCGGGGCGCCCCUCCCCGCGGGUAGCGGUGGACCACCGCUCGGGAUCCACGGAGCCAGACCGUACACUGUGGAUCGGGGGACGAUGCGCGAGGUCCUUCUGCAGGGUCUUGGGGAGGAGAAUGUGCAGUUCGGGAAGCGUUUCGAGCGGUAUGAGGUGAGGGAUGAAUGUGUAGUUGCGCAUUUUGCGGAUGGGAGUUCCGCGACGGGAGGGUUGCUCGUUGGUGCGGAUGGAGCGAGGUCGCGAGUUAGAAGGCAGUUGGUGCCGUGGUAUCCGUUUGUGGAUACGGGGAUGAGGAUGAUUUAUGGGAAGACGGGGAUCACGGGGGAUGUGGAGGGGCGGUUGAAUGAGUUGGCGAGGAGGGGGAUGUCGUUGGCGAAGGAUUUGAGGGAGGAGGCGCCGAAGACGUUGUUGUUUGAGCCGAUGAGGAUGCCGCAGGGUGAUGUUGGAGGGGGGAUUAAGUUGCCGGAGGAUUAUUUGUAUUGGGUGUUGCUUGUUCAUCGGGAUGUUGUGGGUAUGGAGGAUGAGAAGGUCCUCAGGUUGAAUGGAGAGGAGUCGGCGAGGUUGUCGAUGGAGUUGUCGAGGGAUUGGCAUCCGUCGGUGAGGGUUUUGCUGGAGGAGCAGGAUGCUGAGCAGACUUCAACGCUGAGGAUGGCGUCUGUGAGGCCGGAUGUGCCGGCUUGGGAGACGGAUUUGAGGGUCACGCUGCUUGGGGAUGCGGUUCAUGUUAUGCCGCCGACGGGUGGGCAGGGGGUGAAUACGGCGUUGAGGGAUGCGGCGGUUCUGGUUGAGAGGAUUGUCGAGGCGAGGGAGGUGGGUGGAGGGGAUGUUGUUGCGAGGUAUGAGGAGGAGAUGAGGCAGUAUGCGCGCGACAGGGUCGGGUUGAGUUGGCAGGGCGGGUAUAAGGCGUUUAAUCUUAAGCCGCUGGAGGAGUGUGAGAGUGUUGAGUUGUCGUAG